Messenger RNA from Limulus polyphemus (Atlantic horseshoe crab), 3246 nucleotides. Its product is annotated as bestrophin-1-like. NCBI's taxonomy places the organism in Eukaryota, Metazoa, Arthropoda, Merostomata, Xiphosura, Limulidae. Gene Ontology annotation, molecular function: chloride channel activity. The record is from RefSeq and is a predicted model, not a curated record. The transcript is spliced from 10 exons. Bases 364 to 2517 code for a protein of 717 amino acids.
CUGGCUUUUAGGGUUAGUGCGUUUACGUAUCUGAUAUAGUUUCUUCUGUAUUAAUGUAGUAUUAUCGAUUUCACGUACCAUUAACCAUAUUGAAGUGAAAGGAUUCGUUAGACGUGCAAAAUAAAAAAUAUGUAUGUGUCUAUGGUGAAACUUACUUUAAUGGUAAUUUUUAUCUAUUAAUGAAUUCACUGUAGUUUUGAAUGAAGUGUCUGCAAGUGUAAUUCGGUACAGUGUUCAAGAGUUAUGUAUGUAGAGGAAAGACGAAGGUCGUGCCUUGCUCGUCAAAUCUGACUACACGUGCAUGAAAUUUUAUGGACUACUGUGGUACAACAAAGCAACUGAGAGGGAGAUUGCCGUACCAGAAUGACGAUCACUUACUCCCUGGAAGUCUCCAAUGCUAGACUCUGUGGUUUUACCAACUUACUGUUAAGAUGGAAAGGGAGCAUUUAUAAAUACCUGUGGAGAGAAGUGAUACUUUUCUUAAUUUGUUAUUAUUCUCUAAGUGUACUCUAUCGAUACUUACUGGCUCAGGCAGAAAAAAGGGUUUUUGAAGAAAUAUCGGUCUAUUGUGCAGCUUUUACAGAUCUCAUUCCGCUUUCAUUUGUUUUGGCUUUCUAUGUCUCUCAAGUUGUAGCAAGAUGGUGGGCUCAGUAUGAAGCAAUUCCUUGGCCUGAUAGAACAGCACUUAUGAUAGCCAGUUUUGUCCAUGGUGCUGAUGAACGAAGUCGGAUGAUCAGAAGGACUUUAGGCCGGUACUUAAUAUUAAUGCAAGUGAUUACCUUUCAAGCUGUAAGUACAGCCAUCAAAAAACGUUUCCCAACUGAAGAUCACUUAUUAGAAGCAGGUCUAAUGACAGAAGAAGAAAGGAAACAGUAUGAUAAAUUAAAGAAUCAGUUAGGUACAAAAUGGUGGCUUCCUGCACAGUGGUUUUCGGCUUUAACAUUAAGAGCUCAAAAAGAAAGGCGAAUUAAAGACUCCAUUCAGAUGCAAGCUCUGUUAAAUGAAAUGCUGACAUUUCGUGGUUUAUGUGGAACUAUGUUGAGCUAUGAUUGGAUUAGUUUACCUCUAGCUUAUACACAGGUUGUCACUAUAGCAACUUACACAUACUUUGUGGCUCAGCUCAUGGGUCGGCAGUAUUUGGAUCCAGACAUGGGCUAUACAGGUUAUGUUAUUGACUUGUAUGUUCCUGUUUUUACACUACUACAGUUCUUUUUCUAUGUGGGCUGGCUAAAGGUGGCAGAGGAGUUGAUCAAUCCAUAUGGAGAAGAUGAUGAUGAUUUUGAAUUGAACUGGACAUUAGAAAGAAAUAUACAGAUUGUUUUUCUUAUUGUUGAUCACCUUCAUUCUCAACAUCCAAGACUAAAACGUGAUAUCUUCUGGGAAGAUUUAGAACCUCAAUUGCCUCACACUAAAGUAUCCCAGCUAUACCACCGGUCAUAUAAUCCCCAGAUUGGUUCAGCUGCUAACCUUGAGUUUGGUUCUAAUGAUGCAUCAUUUAUACCUCUUGAAACAACAAUUGAGCAAGAUAGACAGGAGAAUAUUUAUAAUACUCCAACAGUGGAGCUAUCUGGGCCAUCUAGGUUUUUUAGAGACCUUUGGAGUGGUAGUUUACACUUAAACCCACAGAGUGGUAAGAUCAGUGAUGAUGCAACAUUAAUUACUAAUGGGAAGACUCAUCAGAAGGGUGUACACUAUACCACCAAGAAAACUUCUGCAAAACGACAUGGUCAGUAUGGUAGUACAGGAGCCACUUCAAGUGGUUCUAUGGAUCCAGUUCCUGCACCUAUAAUAUUAAAGUAUCCUUUUAGUAACCUAAGUCAAAGAAGAAACAAGUUAAAUAGGCUUAAGAAUCAAUAUCGAAGAUUAGAAACAAGUGACUCUGAUGUGACAAGUAGUAUGGAUAACUCUGUUCCACGUGUUUUUAUGAGACAUGGCACUUCUUUUGCUGGACCUAGUGCAUCCAAUCCAUAUACAGCAGCAUCUAGUGCACGGAGUUAUACUUCUGAUAAUUAUUCUAUACUACCAUCAGACAGUUUGACACCUUCCUUGUCUGUACCAAACUCACCUAUGCCUCCAAUUCCAGAGGAGUCAUCAAGUACCAUUGUUAUUGAUGAAAGUAGGAUUUGUCUUAUGCCUGUUUCAUUAGAAGAAACAUCUGGUGGAAUGACACAUACAAAAAUGGCUCCCAUUCUGGAGGAAAAUUCUAGCUCAGAGACUGUUGUUGCAGUAGAGCCAGGAACAUCCAAGAUGUCAGAACACAUGAAUAAUUUUCCUAUAGUUCAAGACUCCCCUGCAGAAGAAAACGUUUCAGAAAGUGAUGAAACAAAAGCAUCAAAUUCUGACCUUGAAAAUAGUGGUUCUGAUAUUUCACAUGCUGUAGAAAGAAGUCCUAUUGACACACAAAGAUAUGAAUCUUGUUGCUCAGUUGAUUCAGAAAACUCGGACUCUGGUGAUACAAAGAUACGUGAAAGUAAAAAAAUUAGCAAGGUAGGUAAAGGUCACAGCAAAAAAAGAUGAAUAUUGAAGAAUCUUCUACAAAAGUCCACCAGUGAAAACUGAAGCUUUGAAAAUUUAGGCAGUGUGUCAGAUAAUAUAGAGAUCUGUCUUUGUAGUCUUUAACACCUUUUUUAUCAUAAUCUGUAUAAAGAAUAAACAUGAGAAAAUAUGUUGUUAGAUUUUAUGAUUGUAAACAUGUUUAAGUAAAAUUUUUUUUUUCAUCAUUUAUGAUCAAAGUAAACAAUUGAUUCUAAUACAACAAAUUUUGUUCACUUCAUUUGUAUUUCGUUAUUACCAAUUUGACAGUUUUUAAAUGAUCAACACAAGUAAGAGAUUCAAAACAUUAUAUGCCAAAAGAUUUUAAUUAACUAACUCAUCACUGCAUGACUAAUAAGUCAUUUUAUUUGUUUAUAAUUAAAAGGUUUGGUAUAAUGUAGAUUCUGUAUUUUAAAUAUUCUAGCAACAUGAAAAAUUAAUGUAAUUUAUGUUUAAGUGAAUAGGUUAUGGAUGCGAUUUAACACUGUGCCUUAACAAUAUUAAUUGCUGUUAAUUUUUAUAUUAAAUGAUUUUAUAGUUCAUAAUGAGUAAAGAAAUGGAUGUUUUACAAAAAAAUUCAAAGAUUAUAUCUAGGUAAGUUCUGAUAACUUAACCUUUAGUAUAAGUAAAAAUUUGUUAGAAAUGAAGAAAGUAUUUCACUUAAUUAUUAUAUUAACAAUUGAAAAUCAAUAAGUUCCAUUUUAUUAAUGUUAU